GAAUUUGACGACUGACGUCACAUCUGUGUGUUGACUCCUCCGUAGUCUAUAUUAAAUUAUUGAUUUUGACGCCGAGCGUUUUUACGGUCUUAAAUGAAAUUGUACAAAGAAAUUCUGAUAGCAACGUAUUUAAAAUAAAAUUCAAUAAUUUCACAAACAUUUUAAUCACGAAUUUUUUAAAAUUUUUGAGUAAAAUGGUGCAGAAAGGGCCUCGACCUUUAGUUCUUUGCGGUCCUUCGGGUUCCGGUAAGAGCACUUUAUUGAAGCGAUUGCAAAAAGAAUUUCCGGAUAAGUUUGGUUUUAGCGUGUCGCAUACGACAAGAGGCCCGAGGCCGGGUGAAAAAGAUGGGGUUCAUUAUCACUUCACAACUAGGGAUAACCUGCUUGCUGCAGUUGAAAAGGGGGAAUUUAUUGAAACGGCUAUAUUCAGUGGAAACUUGUAUGGGACAAGUAAAAAGGCUGUGGAAGAUGUGCGUCUAUCAGGAAGAAUCUGUGUUCUGGAUAUUGAAAUAGAAGGAGUCAAACAAAUUAAGCGUACGGAUUUAGAUCCUUUACUUGUGUUUGUAAUGCCGCCAUCUAUGGAUGAGCUAGAGAGACGCUUACGUAACCGUAACACUGAACAAGAGGAGGCUUUACAGAAGAGAUUAGAAACAGCACGCCAUGAAAUAAAAUAUGGUCAAGAGCCAGGCAAUUUUCAUAUUGUGAUUCUGAAUGACAGCUUGGACAAAGCUUAUGCAGAGCUACGUGAUUUUAUAAUCAAGAAUGCAGAUAAUGUUGUGGAAGAUAACGCUCGUCUUAUUCCUUGUGAAGAAAACAAGUGUGUCCACUUUUCUUCUUAUUGUGACGUCAGAACUCACAUGAGCGAUUUAGUGUUGGGAACUCGUAAGUUGUAACUGUGUUUAAGUAAGGUGGUGGCAAUUUAUCGACAGAGGAAUUCUUUUACAUGAAAAUCUGUAAUUAUAAUUAAUUACCUAAUAAUACAUUCUAAACAAAAUCACAAAAAAGAAACUAAUAAUUAAGGUAACUAACUACGUACAUACCAUGAUAACAGAAGUAAUAUGAAAAUAGUGAAAUAGUGUUUUAUGAAUUAUGAAAUCUACUCAUUCGGUUUGGUUACGUAGGUUUCAUUGUCAAACCGACGAACCAAAAAUAAUAAAUUUUUAAUUUGCAAUAGACAACAUAACUUUGUAUGAUGUCAAAAUGUUAGCUCAAUAAGGCAUAAUGAGGAUUUUUUUAGUUUUUCUUUUAACAUCCGUCUGUCGUCAUCGAAAACGUCUGAGCGCGGACUUAGUGCUGCCACCUUGCGCACUAUAAAAAGGCGCACUAAGACAAGCCCAAAAAAUUCAUAAAAAUGUGUAAUAGCGAAUAAUGUAGUCGGGAGUACCACUAGAACUCAAAGAAUUUCACUCCCGGCUUACACGCGAAGUACAUGCACAUUGCACCAGCACAUGCGUUAUCUAGUGAUAUAAAAGUCAGCGUACUAAUUAUACUGCAAAAACCCAAUCUUUAACAUUUUCACUGUUGUUUAUUUACUGAAAUUUACUAAGAAGUAUCAAAUACAACUAAAUCAGUGUUGAUCGAAUAUAGAUUAUCACGUUUUAAACUGUGCCAAAUAAAGAUAAUGCAGUAUUACAUAUGAUUAUGAAAUCUUUAAUUUAAACAGACAUUUUAAUUUGAACCGUAAAAAAAUCUAUAGUCACAAAUUUAUUACGUAAAGGACUUUUUUUGUUAUUUAUCUUUUAUAUUCUACAAUUUCAUGAUGUAGGUAAUAACUAUCACAGGAAAUUGAAAUGGUUUUUGUGCAAUAUUUAGUUAUCAUUCCACAUAUAUGGUAGUUAAUAAGUAAUUAAUAAAAUUUGAUUUAGGUAAUAAUUAUAAUGUUAUGCUUUUACAGUGUACUACAGAUUUAUCGUCGAUUAAUGAAUUUUCACUGAUUGUAGUUCUGUGGAAUAUGUAAGAAAAGAGGUUAUUACAUUGCCGACAUAAAAGGAUGGAAUAUAUUAAAAUAAUUUACCUGACCUAAAUAUAAAGAAUUAGUUAUGCUUUUAUAAUUUUUAAGUCAUUCCAAAAGACAAAAUGUCUAAUUCGGUUAUUAGAAAGUUUUCAUUAUCAUUAUAUUAAAGCUCAUGCUUUACUAAUGAAGUAGAGAUAGCCAGUUAUAAAAAAAAGUAGUAAAUUUAAUGUUGAAAUUAAAACUUGCCACUAUUUGUAAUUGUAACUUUGGUUUUGAAAAAAAUAUUGUUAACACUAUUAGUAUGUACUUUUGAUGUUACCAGUUCUGAUAUAUUACAAAAAUAAAUAUUUUAAUGCAACAAA
Molecule: messenger RNA, 2316 nt
Organism: Zerene cesonia (dogface butterfly)
Lineage: Eukaryota; Metazoa; Arthropoda; Insecta; Lepidoptera; Pieridae
Product: guanylate kinase
Exons: 5
Coding region: 195-893 (232 amino acids)
Biological process (GO): purine nucleotide metabolic process
Cellular component (GO): cytosol
Molecular function (GO): GMP kinase activity
Source: RefSeq, a predicted model, not a curated record